AACAAUUCGAUGCUCAUGGACACAGGAUGGGGAAGCACAACACUGCUCGCUCUCUAAUCCCGACCUCUAUGGUCGUGCACUCGGAUGUGCUUACGCCAUUUGCCGCCUUUUGGUCCUCAGAGCUAACUGUCAUGCUCCUCCGACGGACGCUGCUGUGGGCUGGCGCAUCUACAGUAGCCCUGGUUAAUAGAGUACACGCGCUGACAAAGGGCCAUGACUUGUCUUCGGCCCCGCGCAUGGAGACAGAACAGGGCGCGAUCUGGUACAACACCGCAGGCAAGGAAAUGGCGAUCGAAGACAUUCUCGGCGAAGGAGGAAUGGACAGCGUCCGGUUACGCCUUUGGACCGGAGAAGAGUACGGCUUGAACUACACUCUGUCACUCGCGCAACGGUAUUCCAAAAAGGGCUACAAGAUUUUCCUCGACUUGCAUUUCUCGGACACGUGGGCACAGCCAAGCGACCAGCACACUCCUUCAGCUUGGGAUAAUUCAUCGGUGGAAACACUAGCAACGGCAUGCCGCGAUCACGUCAGUUCGACUCUGAAGGCGUUCACGGAUGGUGGAGUUGAGCUCGACAUUUUAUCGAUCGGUAACGAAAUCACGGACGGAUUCCUGUAUCCGACGGGCAAGAUCAGUAACGACGACUUUGGUCCUUUCGCUAAGCUCUGGAAAGCAGCACGCCAGGGCGUGGCGGAUGCAGUAUCGGCAGGAACGAAACAACCGAAAGUCAUGAUUCACUUGGACAACGGAUGGAAAUCCGAGACUGUGUCGUGGUUUUUCAAAGGUCUAUUCGCGGAAGGAACAGUGACUACAGACGAUGUGGAUGCGUUUGGAUUUUCGUUUUACCCGUACUAUAACGUGAACGCAACACUCGACGCACUGGCCUCGUCACUGACUCAAAUGGCAAACACGUACAAUAAACCGAUCUACGUAGCGGAGACCGACUGGCCCACAAAUUGCACCACAGUCACACUUAGCGAGGAAUAUCCGGUUAGUGCACGUGGCCAACGCGAGUGUGUGAUGGCUGUUAUGGACGUGCUGGAAGGCCUGCCGAACGGACUAGGUGCUGGUAUUUUCUACUGGGAACCAGGAUAUAUCUCGGUGCCUGGACUUGGGAGUGCCUGUGGAUCGAAUCUGCUAUUCAGUGUAAACUGGGAUAAUUGGCCCGACACGUACGCCAAGGCUCUCUCAUCGAUCUACAUGUUUGCCGGUGGAGGGAAUACGUCUACUCCUAUUGCUGCUUCAACCACCACCACUGCUUCGCUGCAAACACAAAUUAACUUCUCGCAGCUGGACCAAAGUAGCAGGUCUAAACAGUCAGAUGAGAGCUCGACGCAACAAACCGACGGUGGCUCUGUGCAACAACAGUGACGAUUUCCCAUGAAAAGAGAGUAAAUGUUGUGAGUAUACAGUCCUGCUGUCAGCAGCUCCAUCCGAAACCUUCCGAGGAUGCGUCUAACAAAUUCCCUUCUGCUUCAUGGCUUUGGAACCGGGUUUACUACAAAAAUGUCGAUUCUAGUCGUUCAGGAGAUUAGCUAUUUUCACCAGGCCCCCAAGCCGACACAACAUGUGCCGCGUCGGCAUCUACGCGAAUGUCUCGUCCGCAAUCGCUGAUAACUGCAUGUUUUGGAGUUGUUCCAUGAAUUCGUACCGAUAUGUGUGACACGAGUUUGCCUAGCACGUUUUAGAGUAUUCGUCCAAUUGGGUCACCAAGAUGUGACAUUCGGUGCAU
Phytophthora nicotianae INRA-310 is the source of this 1731-nucleotide messenger RNA. RefSeq lists its product as hypothetical. Bases 27 to 1370 code for a protein of 447 amino acids. Gene Ontology annotation, molecular function: glucosidase activity. Lineage: Eukaryota; Oomycota; Peronosporomycetes; Peronosporales; Peronosporaceae. The transcript has 2 exons. Gene Ontology annotation, biological process: pectin catabolic process. The record is from RefSeq and is a predicted model, not a curated record.